Messenger RNA from Marmota flaviventris (yellow-bellied marmot), 9091 nucleotides. The record is from RefSeq and is a predicted model, not a curated record. NCBI's taxonomy places the organism in Eukaryota, Metazoa, Chordata, Mammalia, Rodentia, Sciuridae.
CCGAAGCGGCCGUGGUGAAGCGCCUGGGCUCGGUCGAAACCGCCGAGUCGGCUCCUCGCCUAGUAGCCGUCGCCGCAGAGCGGCCGUCUGUUGUCUUUCUCCGCGGCGAAGGUGCAGAGCUGCUCCGGCUCGGCCCGCGGGGGAGCCCCGGGAGCCGCACGUGUCCUGGGUCAUGAAACUUAAUCCACAACAAGCUCCAUUAUAUGGUGAUUGUGUUGUUACAGUACUGCUUGCUGAAGAGGACAAAGUUGAAGAUGAUGUAGUUUUUUACGUGGUAUUUUCGGGUUCUACCCUCCAUCACUGUACAAGUACCCGGAAGGUCAGUUCUGAUACUUUGGAGACCAUUGCUCCUGGUCAUGACUGCUGUGAGACAGUGAAGGUGCUGCUGUGUGCUUCCAAAGAGGGCCUGCCUGUGUUUGUGGUAGCUGAAGAAGACUUCCAUUUUGUCCAGGAUGAGGCAUAUGACGCAGCUCAAUUUCUGGCAACCAGUGCUGGAAAUCAGCAGGCUCUGAACUUCACUCGUUUUCUUGACCGGUCAGGACCCCCAUCUGGGGAUGUGAAUUCCCUUGAUGAGAAGGUUGCACUGGCAUUCAGACACUUGAAGCUGCCAGCAGAGUGGAAUGUUUUGGGGACAGAUCAGACUUUGCAUGAUGGUGGCCCCCGGGAGACAUUGAUGCAUUUUGCUGUGCGGCUGGGACUGCUGCGGUUGACAUGGUUCCUGUUGCAGAAGCCGGGUGGCCGCGGAGCUCUCAGCAUCCACAACCAGGAAGGGGCAACACCUGUGAGCUUGGCCUUGGAGAGAGGUUAUCACCAGCUACACCAGCUUCUAACUGAGGAGAAUGCUAGAGAGCCAGACUCCUGGAGCAGUUUAUCCUAUGAAAUCCCUUAUGGAGAUUGUUCUGUGAGGCAUCAUCGAGAAUUGGACAUCUAUACAUUGACCUCUGAGUCUGAAUCACAUCAUGAACCUCCGUUUCCUGGAGACACUUGCUCUGGACAUAUUUUUAAACUUAUGAAUAUCCAACAGCAACUGAUGAAAACAAACCUCAAGCAGAUGGACAAUCUUACGCCCUUAAUGAUGACAGCACAGGAUCCUUCCAGUGUGCCCAGUGCCCCAGAGACAGAUGGCCAGUUUCUUCUCUGUUCACCUGAGUCCUCCAAUAGCCAGCAGCUUUCUCCUCCUCCUAAAGAGACUGUGAGCACUGUGUGCUGCCAGGGGAGCCCUGUUGGACCGAUUGAGAAUUCCUGUGAUUUUUCAAGUGUAGUUGAGGAAGAGAAGACAGACCGAUCUGACAGUAAAAAAAAUAAAGGCGUGGCGAGAAAAGGGGAAGAGGUGGAGCCAGAACCUAUUAUGGACUCUGGAACUGUGUCCAAUCAAGACAGCUGCAUUCAGAGCAUGCCUGACUGUAGAGUAAAGGGCACAGCUGGCCUGCUAUCCUGUGGAAACCAAAAUGAAGAAACUGGAAGAAUGUCUUGUAGAAUGGGCACAGACGAGGAGUCUUUGAGCAUUGGAGGCAGUGUGCUGCAGGGAGAUGUGGUCACAGAGUUCGGCACAGCCCAGCAUUUCUCAGGGGGUGAACUAGCAGACAGUUCAACAGCAGAAAGCAGCGCCUCACAAGGUGCAGGGGAAGUGGAACAUAGCCUCAUGAACAUAGCUGCUGCCACCCAGAAUAAUAUGCCUCAAGCAGUAGAAAGUACACAGGAAAGAUUUGAGAAGUCAAAUAUCAGCACAACUGGAGCCGCUGACAUACCAGUCAUAAGUGAGCCUGUGGAUAAAAUCAGUGUUCCAAACUGUGUCUUUGCCACAAGUGCCCCGAGUAGUGACAGACCUGCUGAGUCUUCAUUUGGAUUUAGUCUUGGAGAAACCCCCAUUGAAAAAACAGCAGAAACUGAAACUUCUGGAAGUUGUGAGGAAAGUGCUGAUGCUCUAGAUCAGAAUUCUCUGAUAAUCCCAACUGCUACAAAUAACAAGAUUUUAGAUGAAUUAGAGCCUAGCACUUCCUUAGCAGACAGAUGUGAAGCAGUGUUACCUUUGGAUUUACUCUUUUCUGAGAUAGAAAAAGAUGUAAUGCCAAACCAGGGAUCAGAAAUGAAUUCAUCUCAUACUCAAAGCCAAAACAGAAAAUUACUGGCUUAUUGUGCCAAUGGAGAUGAUAAACUCUGCUCUGACUCGGAAUGUCAACAGAACACAGUGACUUCUAGUGGUGAAGUGAUUGCAAAACAUUGCAAUGACUUGGUCAGCCAACCUGAAAACACCAUGAAAGGGCAACCCAAAACACAAGACCCAUCCACUGCCAUCUGCCUUGAAGACCAACAAGUGAAUACAAUCACUUCAGAAUGUGUAGAUUUGUGUCCUCUCAAAGUUUUGAAUAAAAAAGGUCAGGGAAAAGAUUCAAAACUAGUUACGCUUUUAACAAGUGUUCUUGAGGUAGUUUCACCUCUGUAUCCAAUUGUGCCUAAAACUGAGAAAGAACUGGUUCCAGACCAGGCGGUGCCAUCUGACAGCACUUUCUCUCUGGCAGCCAGUCCAGGCAGUGAAUCAGUAACCAAAGAUGACGCACUUUCUCUUGUCCCCUCCCAGAAAGAAAAGGGAACAGCAACUCCUGAACUACACAGGGCUUCAGCUUGUAGAGAUGGCCUGGCUGGAGGAGAUUUAUAUGAUCCUGCUGAACAGUUGCCAGGAGACAGGGCAAUAGGCCUGUCCUUGCCCUUGGCUGCUGUGGAGCUUCAGCUAAGCAUGGGGAAUACCAGCCCCGGAAGACAUGGUGGGGAGCUUGAAGGUCCUGGCCCCUCAUCAGCUCCUGAAGUUCUGACUAACUCUUCUCUACUGAGUGUGGGUAAGGCCACUUUGACUUCUAAUUCAGUUUUCAUUGAAGAAGGCAAAAAUCUGGUGGUUACAGAAAGCUCUAUAGUGCAGAGACAAGAUGACAAGGACAGAGCAGUGCCUUGUUCCUCCAUUAAGGGAGACAUGCUUUCUUCAGGAACAUUUCAGGAAGAGCAGAGAACACUACCUCCCGGACAAGAGACUCCAAAAUUCUGUGAAAAACCUACGUUGGUGGCCUGUGCUGAGGACAAAGCACUUCAGCCCAGCCAUUCACUGGGCACACCCUCUGCUUGUCUUAAGACAGAAACUAAACAUAACAAGGAAGUGGCCCCACAAGUCUCCCUGCUGACUGAAGGUGGGGCUGCACAGAGCCUGGUGCCACCAGGAGCAAAUCUGGCUACAGACUCAAGGCAGGAAGCCUUGAAUGCAGAACAGAACAGCUCACCUCUGUUGUCUGGUUUGCUGCCAGAUGAAUCUGAGGCUCUUGACUGCAAUCCACCUUUUGCUCUGGAUGUGGGAGUUGAUAAUACUGAAUCCCAGGGAAAAACCACUGUUCAUGAGUUGAGUGGAAAUGUGAUGGUGGAUGUUGCAAUGGUUAAUGCUCUCCGAGGUACUGCUAGGCCCAGAAGAAAGGAUACAUCACCCAACAUCCAAAACAUCCCAAUUUCAGAAGUUUUAUUGAGCCAGGAGAAGAAUGUGAUCCAGAGUUUGCCAGGAGAUUUACCAAACAAAGGUAUGACUGGACUACAGGGAACUGCAAACCCGGGGAUGGUACCUCCUGAUUGGAAGACAGGGAAGCAGGAGAGAGCAGACCACGGCUAUUCUAUGGGUGACUCUGAAGAGUCACAAGUGGAUGAUGGAGCACUGCAGCUUAUUGCUAAGGAGCUCCCCACACAGACAGGGCUCUCAGCUCUCGAUGACAAGGCUCCCACUGGCAUGAGAGAAGUCACACAAAUCUUGGCUCCAGGCAGGGAAAGGAGUGAUCGCAUGGUCUCUGUUGAAGCUGCACAUGUGCCUGAGGGAGCAGACUUGCUAGAGGUGACUGCCUGCCGUAUAGUGGAAGCUGUCAUUGAAGGAGUCAAAGCCUCAGGAGUGCUGAUUCCUGAGGGGAAAAUCAGUCAGUUAUCACCAUCUGGUCCUGAUCUGGGCCCUAGGACAGAACAGCUGACUGGGAACCCUUCAGGAUGUUUUGCUGGAAGGGAGGAGCCAGAGAUUGGUCAGCCCGAGCUGGCAACAGAAAUGCCAGACAGGAAAGCUGAAGAUGAAGUGGAUUUUCUAAGACAGACCAGAGCUAGUUCAGUGUCUGAAGAGGUGGCUGUAGGGAAUGGAGCUACCACACGUAGGAUGAAACAAGGCCCAAAGACCCAGGCGAUAAACCGAGAAAGCUGGUGUACAAUAGAACCAUGCCCAGGGGCAGCAUCUCUUUUGGCUUCCCAGCAGAGCCCAGGAUGUGAGAACAUUUUGGAUGUUGCAUUGAGCAGAGAGUGUAGCUCAAAACAAGAUGUACUUCAGAGAGAAUCUGGGAGUGAUUCUGACCUCUUUCAUUCACCCAGUGAUGAAAUGGACAGCAUCAUCUUCUCAAAGCCCGAGGAAGAGCAGUUGGUCUGUGAUAUUACAAGAUCUGGUUCUUCUACUGAUGACACAGCUUCUCUGGAUCGACAUUCUUCUCGCGGCAGUGAUGUGUCCCUCCCUCAGAUUUCAAAGUUGAAGAGAUCUAGAGACCAGCAAAGCCAUGAUGGCUUCUACAGCCAUGGGGUGGGAGCUGAGGGUCCAGAAGGUGAGAGUGAACCUGCUGGCUCUGGGGAAAUAGAAGAAGAGGAGAUGGACAGCAUCACUGAAGUACCUGCAAACUGCUCUGUCCUGAGGAACUCCAUGCGUUCUUUGUCCCCUUUCCGGAGACACAGCUGGGGUCCUGGAAAGAAUGCAGCCAGUGAUACAGAAAUGAACCACCGGAGUUCAAUGCGAGUUCUUGGGGAUGUUGUCAGGAGACCUCCCAUUCAUAGGAGAAGUUUCAGUCUGGAAGGCUUGACAGGAGGAACUGGUGUUGGAAACAAUCCAUCUUCAUCUCUAGAAGUAAACUCUGCAGACUCAAAAGAACUCAGACACUCUUUCAGUGGGGAGGAACGGGGUGACUCUUUGGUGUCACUUUCAGAAGAGGAUCUGGAGUCAGACCAGAGAGAACAUAGGCAGUUUGAUCAGCAGACAUGUCACAGACCUAAGCAACGGGGAUUUAAUUAUUGCACAUCAGCCAUUUCUUCUCCAUUGACAAAAUCCAUCUCCUUAAUGACAAUCAGCCAUCCUGGAUUGGACAAUUCACGGCCUUUCCACAGCACCAGUGCUAAUCUGACUGAGAGUAUAACUGAAGAAAACUAUAACUUCCUGCCACAAAGCCCCUCCAAGAAAGAUUUUGAAGGGAAAAGUGGAACAAAAGUCAGUCGUACAUUCAGCUACAUCAGGAAUAAAAUGUCCAGCAGUAAGAAGAGCAAGGAAAAGGAAAAAGAGAAAGAUAAAAUUAAAGAGAAGGAGAAAGAUUCUAAAGAAAAGGAGAAAGACAAGAAGACUCUCAAUGGACACACUUUCAGUUCCAUUCCUGUUGUGGGUCCCAUCAACUGUAGCCAGUGUAUGAAGCCUUUCACCAACAGAGACGCCUACACUUGUGCAAAUUGCAGUGCCUUUGUCCACAAAGGCUGCAGAGAAAGUCUGGCCUCCUGUGCAAAGGUCAAAAUGAAACAGCCCAAAGGGAACCUUCAGGCCCAUGACACGUCUUCACUCCCCACGGUCAUCAUGAGAAACAAGCCCUCACAGCCCAAGGAGCGCCCUCGAUCCGCAGUCCUUCUGGCUGAUGAAACCACUGCUGCCCCAAUGUUUGCUAAUAGACGGUCCCAGCAGAGUGUCUCGCUCUCCAAAAGUGUCUCCAUUCAGAACAUUACUGGAGUUGGCAAUGAUGAGAGCAUGUCCAACACCUGGAAAUUCCUGUCUCAUUCAACAGACUCACUGAAUAAGAUCAGCAAGGUCAAUGAGUCAACAGAAUCACUUACUGAUGAGGGUACAGACAUGAAUGAAGGACAGCUAAUGGGAGACUUUGAGAUUGAUUCCAAACAGCUAGAAGCAGAGUCUUGGAGUCGGAUAGUGGAUGGCAAGUUUCUGAAACAGCAAAAGAAAGAUGUGGUCAAACGGCAAGAAGUGAUUUAUGAGUUAAUGCAGACAGAGUUCCAUCACAUCCGAACUCUCAAGAUCAUGAGUGAUGUGUACAGUCGGGGGAUGAUGACAGAUCUGCUCUUUGAGCAGCAGAUGGUGGAAAAGCUGUUUCCCUGUUUGGAUGAGCUGAUUGGUAUCCAUAGCCAGUUCUUUCAGAGGAUUCUGGAGCGGAAGAAGGAGUCUGUGGUGGAUAAAAGUGAAAAGAACUUUCUUAUCAAGAGGAUAGGGGAUGUGCUUGUAAAUCAGUUUUCGGGUGAGAAUGCAGAACGCUUAAAGAAGACAUAUGGCAAGUUUUGUGGGCAACACAACCAAUCCGUAAACUACUUCAAAGAUCUUUAUACAAAGGAUAAGCGUUUUCAGGCCUUUGUAAAGAAGAAGAUGAGCAGCUCAGUGGUAAGGAGACUUGGGAUCCCAGAGUGCAUAUUACUUGUAACCCAGCGGAUCACUAAGUACCCAGUUUUGUUCCAAAGAAUAUUGCAAUGUACCAAAGACAACGAAGCAGAGCAAGAAGACCUAACUCAGUCCUUGAACCUGGUGAAGGAUGUAAUUGGAGCUGUAGACAGCAAAGUGGCAAGUUAUGAAAAGAAAGUGCGUCUCAAUGAGAUUUAUACAAAGACAGAUAGCAAGUCAAUCAUGAGGAUGAAGAGUGGUCAGAUGUUUGCCAAGGAGGAUUUGAAGCGGAAGAAGCUGGUAAGAGAUGGAAGCGUGUUUCUGAAGAGUGCUGCUGGAAGGUUGAAAGAGGUCCAAGCAGUUCUUCUCACUGACAUUUUAGUUUUCCUUCAAGAAAAAGACCAGAAGUACAUCUUUGCAUCAUUGGACCAGAAAUCAACAGUGAUCUCUUUAAAGAAGCUGAUCGUAAGAGAAGUGGCACAUGAGGAGAAAGGUCUAUUCCUGAUCAGUAUGGGAAUAAAAGAUCCAGAGAUGGUAGAGGUCCAUGCCAGCUCCAAAGAGGAACGAAACAGCUGGAUUCAGAUCAUUCAGGACACAAUCAAUACACUGAACAGAGAUGAAGAUGAAGGAAUUCCUAGUGAGAAUGAGGAAGAAAAGAAAGUGCUGGAUACCAAAGCCCGGGAGUUAAAAGAACAACUUCAGCAGAAGGACCAACAGAUCCUCCUCUUAUUGGAAGAAAAGGAGAUGAUUUUCCGGGACAUGACUGAGUGCAGCACUCCCUUGCCAGAGGAUUGCUCCCCAACUCAAAGCCCUAGAACUCUCUUCCGCUCGAACACAGAGGAGGCUCUCAAAGGUGGACCUUUAAUGAAAAGUGCAAUAAAUGAGGUGGAGAUCCUUCAGGGUUUGGUGAGUGGAAGCCUGGGAGGUGUACUUGGGCAAGCCAUCAGCAGCCCUGUUGAGCAAGAAGUCAUGGCUGGCCCUAUUUCUCUGCCCCGGAGAGCGGAGACCUUUGGAGGGUUUGACAGCCAUCAGAUGAGUGCUUCCAAAGGAGGUGAGAAGGAAGAAGGAGAUGAUGGGCAAGAUCUUAGGAGAACAGAAUCAGAUAGUGGUCUGAAAAAGGGUGGAAAUGCUAACCUGGUAUUUAUGCUUAAAAGAAACAGUGAGCAGGUUGUCCAGAGCAUUGUUCAUCUCCAUGAACUCCUCAGCACUCUGCAGGGUGUGGUGUUACAGCAAGACACCUACAUUGAGGACCAGAAGCUGGUGCUGAACGAGAGAGCACUCACUAGGAGCUCAUCCCGCCCCAGCUCCCUUAUCGAGCAGGAGAAGCAGCGCAGCCUGGAGAAGCAGCGCCAGGACCUGGCUAAUCUCCAGAAGCAGCAGGCACAGCACCUGGAGGAGAAGCGCAGAAGGGAGCGUGAGUGGGAGGCCCGGGAAAGAGAACUGCGGGAGCGAGAGGCUCGACUGGCUGAGCGCGAAGAGAAGGUGCAGCGCGGGCAGCAGGACUUGGAGAAGGACCAAGAGGAGCUCCAGCAAAAGAAGGGAACAUACCAGUGUGACCUGGAGAGGUUGCGUGCUGCCCAGAAACAGCUGGAGAGAGAACAAGAGCAACUGCGGCGGGAUGCGGAACGGCUCAGCCAGAGGCAGAUGGAACGGGACUUCUGUCAGGUUUCACAUCAGCACACCAAGCUGAUGAGGAUCCCAUCCUUCUUUCCCAAUCCUGAGGAGUCCUCACUGCCAUCUGCACCUUCAGUAACCAAAACAGGGUCAUUGGACUCAGAACUUUCAGUGUCCCCCAAAAGGAACAGCAUCUCUCGGACACACAAAGAUAAGGGGCCCUUUCACAUACUGAGUUCAACCAGCCAGACAAACAGACUACCCGAGGGACAGAGCCAGGCCCCAUCGUGCACCUCCACCCGCCUGUUUGGGUUAGCUAAGCCAAAGGAAAAGAAGGAGAAAAAAAAGAAGAACAAAGGAAGCCGCUCCCAGCCUGGUGAUGGUCCGGCUUCAGAAGUAUCAACGGAAGGUGAAGAGAUCUUCUGCUGACCUUAUCCUCUCUGCCGAGGCAGCUGCCUGCUGACUGGCUGUGGUGCCCAGCACCGCCUCUCCUGUUGCCCCAGCGUGCUCAAGUCCCUUACGCUGGAUGUCUACAACUUUUCAGCAUCCAGUCUUCCUGGUCUUCCCCAGGUCCUGGACAAGAACAGAUUGUCUGAAUGUCAGGGUGGGGAAGGAAACCCAGAUUCCACUUCAUCCAUUAUCUGUGACUGCCCAGGCUCACGGGUAGGGCUGGCCCUACUCAGGUUGUUACACCGAAAACAGUGGCCCCAGAAGUACAGGCAAUGGUUUGGGACAUGUCAGGAAUUCCUAACAGCUUGAAAGAGUGUUUCCAAAUGAGCUCUGAAACUCUGCCUUUUAUUUUGGGGAACAAAACCAAAAUCAAAAAACAAACUGACCAGAUGGCACAUGGUUAUUCAGUACUUCAUCCUGUUAUCCUAAUAGAUGGAGUUCCCUUUAAACCACCCAGUGCACACAUCACCCCGUUUUUGCAUGUAUUUCUCAUUUUAUUUUGGAAGGGAUAACAAGCAUUUGUGAAACCAGUUAGAGAAGACUUGACAUGUAUAAAAGGUACCUGAUCUGUACCACCUUUAUCUCAUUGCCCCAGACUUAAAAAAAAAAAAAAAAAAA